Molecule: messenger RNA, 3710 nt
Organism: Harpegnathos saltator (Jerdon's jumping ant)
Lineage: Eukaryota; Metazoa; Arthropoda; Insecta; Hymenoptera; Formicidae
Product: non-canonical poly(A) RNA polymerase PAPD5
Exons: 8
Coding region: 226-2136 (636 amino acids)
Biological process (GO): polyadenylation-dependent ncRNA catabolic process; RNA 3'-end processing
Cellular component (GO): nucleolus; TRAMP complex
Molecular function (GO): poly(A) RNA polymerase activity; mRNA binding
Source: RefSeq, a predicted model, not a curated record
CUCACUCACUCACGCACGCACGCACGCACGCACGCACGCACGCACAGCGUCGAGAGAAACGCGCGUCCACAUACACUCCGCACGCACUCGUGCACAUACCAACAUAUAUAUAUAUAUACAAUACACACACAUACAUAUAUAUAUAUAAGCGCACACAAUACACAUAUACACAUACACGCACGCACGGAGGAGACCUGCGGAUCCCCCGUCCCGGGCGCCAAUUUAAUGGAUCCGACCAUCGGUUGGUACCAACCGGAGCAGUACGGCCCCGCCAAGGAUCUGUGGUUGCAUAUCUGGGAGGCUGAGAAGGGCCUUGACGUAUUGACCCUGCGUAACGAUCCCGCGAAUACGAUGGGCGUGCGGCUGCAGCAGGACUUCCUUGCGCUGGACACGACGAGCUCGACGGCGACCGGCAUCGGCGGCACUGGCACAGGCACCAAUACCGCCAACACGCCGUCAUCCGCCGCGGGCUUCGGCGGCGGCAUCGGCAUCGGCGGUAUAGGCAACGGCAAUGCCAAUAACGGGGGUGGCAACGGCGGCAACGGCCGCACAAUCCCCACCGCUGCCGUCGCCAGCAACGGAGAGCACCGCGUGCCCCACAACGCUUGCUGCAACAGUUACUAUAACCCGUCGCGCAGGAAAAGCGAUAAUCGCGCUAGCACCUACGGCAUGAACUACAAUUACGACGCCCUAGUCGGCGAAUACGGAGGAUGCCCUUGGCGUAUGCCGAACAAGCAUUACUCCAAAGGUGUGAUCGGAUUACAUGAAGAGAUAGAAGAUUUCUUUGCUUAUAUGUGUCCAUCACACGAAGAACAUGUUUUAAGAAUGCGAGUUGUAAAAAGAAUAGAAUAUGUAAUUUAUGAUCUCUGGCCAGACUCUAAAGUCGAGGUAUUUGGCAGUUUUCGCACCGGUUUAUAUUUGCCUACAAGUGACAUAGAUUUGGUAGUAAUAGGAAUGUGGAAAAAUCUGCCAUUACGUACUUUGGAACGUGCUUUACUAGAUCAAAAUAUCGCUGAGCCAUCUUCUAUUAAAGUGUUGGAUAAAGCCAGUGUGCCGAUCGUCAAACUGACCGACAAAGAGAGCGAGAUUAAGGUGGACAUCAGUUUCAAUAUGAAUAACGGCGUCAAAUCUGCGGAACUAAUAAACUCUUUCAAGAGGCAAUACCCAGUACUCGAGAAACUAGUCAUGGUAUUGAAACAAUUCCUACUGCAGAGAGAUCUUAACGAAGUGUUUACCGGUGGUAUAUCGUCGUACAGUUUAAUACUCAUGACCAUCAGUUUUUUACAAUUACACCCGAGGCAAAAUGCUUACUGUUCGAACGCCAACCUGGGAGUACUGUUAAUCGAAUUUCUAGAGUUAUAUGGUAGAAAGUUCAACUAUGUUAAGACUGGCAUACGUGUAAAGGACGGUGGUACUUACAUAUCUAAAGAAGAGGUACAGCGAGACAUGAUAGACGGUCAUCGACCGUCUCUGUUGUGCAUAGAAGAUCCACUCACACCUGGCAACGAUAUCGGCCGCAGUAGUUAUGGUGCUUUGUAUGUAAAAGAUGCAUUUGAUUGGGCCUAUUUCGUCCUUUCUCAAGCAGUCAGUCCUUUAAAUAUUUUAAUUAAUGACGCCAGUAAAGUAAGCAUACUGGGAAGAAUAAUUCGUGUGACCGACGAAGUGAUAGAUUACCGUAGAUGGAUUAAAGAAACAUUCCUACUACCUUUGAGUGAGGGAGACUCUCUAUCAAGCUCAACUGGUUCUGAUGCAUCCACUCUUUCAGCUCCCGCCAGUGAUACGGACUCUGAAUGUAGCCGUGGCAAUUCUCCGAACACUGGCGGAAAGAACGACAACGAUAAAAACAAAGAUAGGCUUUUUUAUAAUAAUCAGCAAAUACAUCAUUAUCCAGGGAGAAAAGCUUUCAAAGCAGCAACUAUUUAUGGGAAUCACCAACAGAACUACAAAGGUAUUCAUCAUCGCGUUAACAUCAAUAUAACCGGUCAAAACAAGACCAAACAUCCACUCCAUAGUAAUGGAAAUAAUAAUAACAAUAACAACAACAAUACUAGUCACAGUCCAAGCUCCAGGCAAACCACGGUGAAAAGGAAGAAGCAGUGUACGAUGCAGCGUGGAACCGGAGAUUGUGUACGGUGAUGAAACGUGCGCGAUAAUUUUGGACAUUACUUCCGUCACUUAAGUAGCGAGCUCAAUAUCAUAACUGUGUGAUAGAAAGACAGCGAUUAUCGUCGGUCACGUAACAACUGAAUUAUCCUACGCGACUCUUCUUUAUCUUCUUUUAUUUUCAACUCGAUGUACAGUAUGGGCACAAUGUCCACAAUUCUAAGAGAGGAAAAAGAAAGAGAGAGGGAGAGAGAGCUUAUGGUUUAUGAAAAUGUUACGAUUCUUGCGCAGACAAGAAUGCCCAAGUAGUAACUAUACAUGUAUACAUAUAUUUCUUUUUUUCAGUUUGCCACAAUUAUAUAUUGCUCUGUACGAAAGUUUACAUACCAAAGAAAGACGUACAGAAUUUUUGAUCGCGAAUCGAGAUAGGAUCUCCGUUUAUACUUCACUUUUAUUACACAGGCUAUAAUAUAAACGGUACCCGGAAACAAGUGUAAUAACAUUCUUGAACAUUAUCGUUUACGAAAUCAGACGAUUCUUAUUGCCAUCUUCGAAUAGCAAUUGUGUUCACAGCCAUAAUUAAACGUAUUGUAAUACAUUUAUAUGAUACAAAAAAGUACACACGUACAUACAUAUACAUACAUAUAUACAUACACAUUUAUACAUAUGCGCGCGCAUACACAUUCACACAUAGAAACGUACACACCGAUAUAAGUUGCGGUACAUUUUUCUCGGGAACUUCACACAAAACUGUGAAACACGCUGAGAUAGUGACAACAAAAACUUAGUUUUCUAUAUGAAACUAUAUUCUUAUAACGAGGGGAUGUGUGACAGCGAAUUCGGUGAUAUUGAGACUUAUCUAAUGUACAUAUUGUAAUAUACAUCAUCAAACAUAGAACAAUAAGUCUAAGAGUUACCUUCUAAAUCUUUUUUCUUUUUUAUUUUGUAAUUAUUUGAAAUAGAGUGUUUGUUACAGUGAUUUUAUCGUAUAAAUUCGCGGAUAAAGCCAUAUCUUAUAAGAGUGAAUAACUGUUCCUUUUCUAUCUUAUUUUUUUUCUCUAUCAAACGUAUACUUAGUAUCGUUGUGUCGGAAGAUUUUGGUAUGUUUUUUCAGAUUUUAAUAAAAUUGCAGAUUCAUAUACUGGUGAUUUAAAAAAGGUAAAAAAAAUAAUAAAAUUUUGAUUAAAACUUUUUUUUAAAAACUCUAGCUUAAUAUAUAUAUUAUACUGACAGAGAGUGAUGACACGCUUCGAAUCUUGGCAGUCUAUUUCGUAGCAACAACUUUCUUGCAAAUUAGCUAUCUCUUUUGUACAGAAACGUUAAUUUCUUAAUGUUAGUUCGUAAUUCUUAUCCAAUAUUCCCUGAACAAUGAUGUAUUAUUUUUAUAUCAGAUAAUUAAAAAGUACACGUUUAUAUUAUAUAAAAAGAAAAAAAGAGAACAAGGAAUCUGAUAUUUAUGAAUCUUACAUUGCAUUUGAUGAAACUUAUGUAUAUGACAAUACGUGAAAAGGCCUUGACAUUACUUAAAAGCUCCGUAUGUUACGUUUCGAUCAUAGUAGGUGUAGUUCAUUGUCGAAUAUUACGAAUAUUACAUUCCGUUGACGCAA